AUGGCGAAUCCUACCCCCUUCAUCGUCUUGGCAAUGCUCCUUUUCAUCCUCCAUCAAGUCUGCGCUAAAGAGGUGUCGGAAGUGCCAGAGCUGUGCACACCACUUGGCCAUCCGGACAUGGAUUGUCAACACGGCAUUGUUUGCGAGAAGGACUGGCCUUCAGAGACGGGAAAUUACGGGUUGAGAUCUCACACUAUCAAGAUUGAGCCUUUGCGGAGAGUCUUGUUUCACCCAAGUGUGGUCAAUUCCACAGCGACCACAACCGAGACCCAUCAACGCCGUUGGAGCAGACCAUCUGUUGUUCCGAAUCCCGGAUUUGGGUUUCCAGAGCAGUGCUGCCGACCAACCGUAGAAUGUUACAACUUCAUGACUACGCUCGAAGACUACGACGGCUUGGAUUGGAAUGGCCGUCUCUUGAUAAAGGAUUUAGAGACGUGGAAGAAAGCGGAAUGCUGCAUGGCAGACUUUGUGACACCCAAGUCGUGGUGUCUGUUUCCUCCGGCACGAAAUCGCUGGUACGACUUUGGUGAAGGACCACCGGCUUGUUCGAGAUUCCAUGGAAACUAUUGGAUCAAUUCUCCCUUCAGGUAG
Messenger RNA from Cladophialophora psammophila CBS 110553, 591 nucleotides. RefSeq lists its product as uncharacterized. Lineage: Eukaryota; Fungi; Ascomycota; Eurotiomycetes; Chaetothyriales; Herpotrichiellaceae. The record is from RefSeq and is a predicted model, not a curated record. The transcript has a single exon. The coding region runs from base 1 to 591 and encodes 196 amino acids.